AUGCCGGACCCUCAAGUACUCACACUAGUUCUAGCCUGGAUCGGAGCACUUGUCGUCUUCUGUUUUCUACUGGAACCCUUUCUAAGCCUUUUGCAAGUGUGCAGAUCUCUCUUGGCGCCGUGGUUCUUACCUCACGAGGAAACUUCGUUGCCAAAGAAGUUUGGUUCGUGGGCACUAAUUACAGGCUCAACAGAUGGCAUCGGUAAAGCGUACGCUCUGGAAUUGGCAAAAAGGGGGAUGAAUAUCGUCCUCGUUAGCAGAAAUAUAAACAAGCUAAGGGACGCUCAAAGGGAAAUAGAAUCAAAAUACUCCGUCAAAACAAAAGCUAUCCAAGUGGAUUUUUCCGUCGAUAAGGACGCCACCCAGAUCGUCAAGAAAGAACUUCAAGAUUUGCCGAUCGGAAUAUUAGUCAACAAUGUUGGAAAACAGUACGAAUACCCCAUGUACCUUGGCGAAGUCCCUGAAAAAGAACUGUGGGAUAUAAUAAACGUCAACGUCGGAGCAGUGACGUUGAUGUGCAGAGCGUUCAUAGAAGAUAUGAAACAAAGAGGCAGAGGAGCCAUAGUCAACGUGUCUUCGGGUUCGGAAAUACAGCCGCUGCCUCUUAUGACCGUUUAUGCGGCGACUAAGACAUACGUCAGAAAUUUUACCUUAGCACUACGUUCCGAAUACGCACCACACGGGAUAACGAUCCAACAUUUGGCCCCCAUGUUCGUCGCAACGAAGAUGAAUCAUUUCAGCGAGAAGAUUAAUAGAAAAAGUUUAUUCGUACCCGACGCUGAGAGUUACGCUAGAUACGCGGUGGCAACUCUGGGGAAAAUGGAUAACUCCACGGGCUACUGGACCCACGGCUUACAGACCUUCCUUUGCGAGAUUCCACCGGAAUGGUUCAGAAUAUACGUCGGUGGACACAUGAACAAAAUAUUUCGAAACGACUACCUAAAGUCUUCUCACAGAAUUAAAAGUCGUUGAAGUUAAAUAUUUGUGGAUAAGUCUACGUGUUUAUGGUUGGGAGUAGGUUAGUACUAUUCAGUCGAUUUUAUAAAGAGAUACUUUAUAAAGAGGAUUACCUAAAUUUAGAUAUUUAAGAAAAAGUACACUUUUUGUUGCAAAUACUGAUGAAUAUAUCAAUUUGUAAGAAGAUUUCUUGAUCAACCUAAAAUCAGGGGACAGUAAAUUGGGUCACUACCAAAAGUAACUUGUAAAUUUAAUUAUGUUUUAUACAUACGAAUACAGUUAGUAGCCCCAUAUUUUCAAAAUGAGACACUCAAAAAAAACUCCAAAUCGGAGAUGGGAUUUUCACAAAAAUGUUCUUUAAGUGUGUCAAUUUCAUUUCAAAGCAUAUUUAAAUUUUUAAUGGCGAUUAUGGAAUAUUUGACACUAUACUUGUCUAGAUUAGCUUUAAAAAUAACCUUAUGGGGGUUUGUAAUUUGAUGUGGUUGCUCAGCGUCACUUGGUGAUAAUUUAGUUACCAGAAUAGCCCGUUCUUACGUUAAACUGGUUGCCUAGAUAUAACAGAGCGCAAUAUUUUAUAGAGAGACUUUUGAAACCACUGUAAUAACGGGUUAACAAGAUUUAUUUCUACUAAACAAUGUUAUAUUAUACCUUUAAAAACGUAAAAUUUGUCUGUGAUUGUUUUUCAAAUAAAUUUGAUA
Messenger RNA from Cylas formicarius (sweet potato weevil), 1655 nucleotides. Its product is annotated as hydroxysteroid dehydrogenase-like protein 1. Gene Ontology annotation, cellular component: endoplasmic reticulum. The transcript has 6 exons. Gene Ontology annotation, molecular function: oxidoreductase activity. Lineage: Eukaryota; Metazoa; Arthropoda; Insecta; Coleoptera; Brentidae. Bases 1 to 972 code for a protein of 323 amino acids. The record is from RefSeq and is a predicted model, not a curated record.